This is a messenger RNA of Tripterygium wilfordii, 1506 nucleotides long. RefSeq names its product VQ motif-containing protein 4-like. The transcript has a single exon. The coding region runs from base 487 to 1185 and encodes 232 amino acids. NCBI's taxonomy places the organism in Eukaryota, Viridiplantae, Streptophyta, Magnoliopsida, Celastrales, Celastraceae. The record is from RefSeq and is a predicted model, not a curated record.
ACUUAAUUAACCCCUUGUUUCCUAGACAAAAGUGUAUACAUUAUGCAUGAAGUUAAACAACAUUUUUUGGUUAGAUAUGUAUAGUGCGUACCUACCUACCAAGUGUGGAAUUUGAUGCAUUGUGAACUUAAACUUUGCAUAUGAAUCAAUUAAAUAUCUAAUAUUGGUGACUCCACUGAUGAGACCUCACUUGAGAGUUGGGAGUAGCCAACCCAAAUACCCAAUAGAGGGACAUUUCCACACAAAUCUAAAAUUAUCAGAUGUUGCCAUCAAUUUCAAUCUCCAUCACCACAAACAGUCCUUCCAGUCAGGAUUCUCAGGUCAAUAUAUAUUAUGCCACAGAUGCUGCUCCCCCAAAAUUCCAAAUCCAACCAAUAACCUUUCUUUCCUUAUAAUCCCAAAAUCCUGAUUUAUUGUUUUCUCACUAGCCAAUCAACCCCCAAGAAAAAUCAAAGUAUUUGUUUUGGAGAAGACCCAUCAAAUUCAAUGGAGAAGAACACAAGAAUUCAAGAAAUGAACAGAAACCCAUCUCCAACAACCUCUCCAAAGAUCAAUGGGAGUAGUGGGGUUGGUCAACAAGUGCAAAUCCACACACCACCAUUGACUCCAAUACCAAUCUCCAGAUCUCAUGAAACCAAUCCAUACCCAACCACUUUUGUUCAAGCAGACACAACAAAUUUCAAGCAAGUAGUCCAGCUCCUCACUGGCUCAUCUGAAACAGCCAAACAAGCCUCAAAACCACCCCAAGAUCCCUCACAGCCACCACCACAAACAACCAAGAAUUUCAUGCCACCAAAGAAGCAAAGUUUCAAGCUUUAUGAAAGAAGAAACAACAACAACAACAGUUUCAAGAGCACUAGUUUCAUGAUCAACACUUUGAGCUUUUUUUCUUCCAACAAUUCAAUGAAUAUUUCUUCUGGGUUUUCCCCAAGGAAGCCAGAGAUAUUGUCUCCAAGCAUACUUGACUUUCCUAAGCUUACACUAAGCCCUGUGACGCCAUUAACAGAGGACCCUUUCAGUAAGUCCUCGCCUUCAAUAGGGAAUUACUCUUCUUCAGAAGAAGAUAAGGCAAUUGCAGAGAAAGGGUUUUACUUGCAUCCAUCUCCGAUGUCAACGCCGAGAGACUGUGAACCCCAGCUUCUGCCAUUGUUUCCGGUGACCUCUCCACGAGUUUCAGAUGAAUAACAGAGAGAGAGAGAGAGAGAGAGGAUUGAGAUGGGUUUAGAGACAGAGAGAAACAGAGGAGGAUUGAUGGGUUUGUGGGGAAAUGGUUUUGAAGGAGACAAGAGAAUCAGAGAGAUCUUCGUUUCAAUUGUACAAGUUGAUCUGACCUUCCUUUAUAUAAUGGUAUUGCCAUUUCUUUCUUCACUUUCUUGGUUCCUCUUAUUUCUCUGGUUCUUUUUUUCUUCUUUUCAUAAAUUUAUUUUUGGUAAACUACAAGUAUUAAUAUGUUAAUAUCAAUAUUGGCAAAGAUCCCAUAUGUGAUUUUAAGGGAUCAUAAAAAAA